UGGUUAGGCAGUUGAGCGGAAAAAAUGUCGAGUUAGCCAUUACGAUUCUGGAAAAACAAGGCAAAAACAAGGCAAGGACUUGUGCUCUUACGCUCUCUCUUUCUGUCUGCAAUGGCGGAUUCUUCUUUCAAAUGCAUCCGGUUGUCAAGGUGAAACUUAAGCCAUCAAUCCAUAACGAUGGAUUGGGCUUUUGUACAUAGAACUUGGGAAAAGUGGGUUUCUAAUAAUGUUGGUUCAUCUGGAGAACCACUGAAGGCGGCUUUGCUUAUUAAUUACGAUCCAACUGGACCUUCUCGCUUGCUUUCUAUCAUAGCAGAGCAGCAUGGAAUGAAAGCAAAACCUUCUGAGUUGAGCCCAUUUCUUGACUUCAUUAAGCGCAACAAUCUACAGGGCGAGUGCUUUUUCAUCGGGCCAAACGUUUAUAUGGUGACAUCAAUUCACGAGAACUGGUUCUGUGCGAGGUGUGUAAACACAUCAAAACCAGCUGGUGAAGGUGUUAUUGUUAUGCAGACGACAGCAUAUAUAUUGGUUGCACUGUAUGAUGGCUCUAUUGGUGCUGCAUCUCGUGCAAUGGUGGUUGUUGAUCAGUUUACCUGGCAACUAGCUCGUAGAAAUCUUUAACUUUGCAUCCUAUAAAGUAACAGCAUCUACUCUUUCCAUGAAUUCUGUAUGAUGUGCCAAUAUUGGAGAUCCCUCUCAUUUAAGAUGUGUCUAUGCUCCUUAAUACCUUUUCCUUAUUUUUCCUUCUGUAGUAUGCAGGCUCUAUAUACCACCUACAGUCUUCCACGUGUUCAUAUUUUAAACCCAUGUCUGCCAAUGAAGUGGCAUUUUUUUUUCUUUUUUCUUUUUUUAAAUCUAUUGUUACAGAGGUCUCAAAUGUGUACCUGUAGUGUUAAAUUCUGAUUUUUUUUCAUAGAAAGUACUAAAUUUUGAUUUA
This is a messenger RNA of Macadamia integrifolia, 937 nucleotides long. RefSeq lists its product as uncharacterized. Bases 178 to 621 code for a protein of 147 amino acids. The record is from RefSeq and is a predicted model, not a curated record. The transcript has 6 exons. Gene Ontology annotation, molecular function: actin binding. NCBI's taxonomy places the organism in Eukaryota, Viridiplantae, Streptophyta, Magnoliopsida, Proteales, Proteaceae.